Megalobrama amblycephala (Wuchang bream) is the source of this 1515-nucleotide messenger RNA. RefSeq names its product crystallin, gamma S2 (gene crygs2). The record is from RefSeq and is a predicted model, not a curated record. The coding region runs from base 904 to 1428 and encodes 174 amino acids. Gene Ontology annotation, biological process: visual perception; lens development in camera-type eye. The transcript is spliced from 3 exons. Gene Ontology annotation, molecular function: structural constituent of eye lens. NCBI's taxonomy places the organism in Eukaryota, Metazoa, Chordata, Actinopteri, Cypriniformes, Xenocyprididae.
CUUUAUUUCAAUUACUGAAAACAUUUUAAAUAUCUUUAGUUUUAGUUAACAAUAACAACACUGGUAUGCAAUAUAAUAGUUUAAAUACUAAUCCGCCAGGUUGGCAUUGCUGUACUGUUAGGCAAGCAUAAUUUAUCCAUAAGGAUUCAACUGUUUUAGUACUUAUGGUAUACUUACGUAUACUUAUUUCUCUCAGCGUCACAUUAUAGAUAGCUGCACACUUCAGAAUCUUACCAAAUACAAUUGGGUGUUGUUCACCGAGUCUUCAUACAUCUGACUCAUCAUCACAAUAAUUUUGUAGUAGGGAAGUGUGCAUAUUUUGACACAGCGUAUGUUUACGAUAUGUUACUUUAUAAAACACAAUAUUUCACAGUAUAUUUGUCAUUUAAAACCAAAAUGAUCACUGCCUGUUCAUGAAUCUAUAUGCAAACCACUCACAUUUUCUCCAGAUUUAGUUUAGUUAGUUGGUUCAUUUGCCAGUGGCUGUGCUGUUAAAAAGAGCUGAGCCAGGGUUAUGAGUGCCAUUCAGCAUGGCAUGACAAUCCAAUGAGUCUGGGCUCUUUAUUUGGCAGUGCUCUUGGCAUCAGAUGCUGGCCACUGUGCUGUGUUUGUUGUGGUUCAGGUUGGUCCAGUUGUGGGUUGCAGUGCCUUUCCAGGGUGAAUGAAUGCCUGUGCCAGGCUAGUCAUUAUCCUUUAAUCCCCAUUUGCUUUUCUGGAAAAAAACCUGAAUAGUGCUAGAAUCACUGACUCGAUUUUUGGAUCUCAUUUUCAUGACAAAGUGAAUAUCUGGCCCUCCCCUCCUGCUCAUUUUGACGUUGGGAGCUGCAUAUUUAAACAGCCCCAUAAACAUUCACUCUGGACUUCAGACAUCUCCUCCAUACAAGCCUUAAUACAAUAUUCAAGAUGGGCAGGAUUGUGUUUUUUGAGGACAAGAACUUUCAGGGCCGCCGUUACGAGUGUGACAGCGACUGCUCCGACUUCCAUAACUACCUUAGCCGCUGCAACUCUAUUCGCGUGGAGAGCGGCGCCUGGGUGGUUUACGAGCGGCCCAACUACACAGGUAACCGGUAUCUGCUAACCAGGGGGGACUAUCCUGAGUACCUGGGCUGGAUGGGCCUCAAUGACUGUCUCAGCUCCUGCAAGCUUAUCCGCUUUACAACUGGAAUGCAGUACAAGGUUCAGCUGUAUGACAAGCCUGACUUCACAGGCCAGGCCAUAGAGUCCAUUGAAGACUGCCCAUCUGUGGUGGAGAGGUUCCGUCUGAGAGAGGUCCAUUCCUGCAAAGUUCUGGACGGUUACUGGAUCUUCUACGAGCAUCCCAACUAUCGUGGCCACCAGUACUUCCUGGAGAAGGGCAACUACCGCAAACCAGUGGACUGGGGCGCAGUCUGUCCUACAGUGCAGUCUUUCCGUCGCUUCACAGAGUGAUGUUUCCCAUGUCACAACACUUAUGCUAUGUGGCUGUGACACUAAAUUGAAUUCUGGCUAAAAUAAAGUUUGGCUGGAGACCCACUA